Microbotryum saponariae is the source of this 1572-nucleotide messenger RNA. The record is from the annotation of a GenBank genome assembly. NCBI's taxonomy places the organism in Eukaryota, Fungi, Basidiomycota, Microbotryomycetes, Microbotryales, Microbotryaceae.
AUGUCCUCUUCUGACACCGAGGGUUCUCUGAUCGUCGCUAUCCCCAAUGUGCAACUCGCGCAUCUCUCCGGCGGUGUCUCGACACCCUUAGCGACAGGAACGCUCCAACUCGUCAACGUCAUUGUCGCCUCCCCCGCCUCCGCCUCCGCCUCCGCCUCCGCCGCCACGUCGAGCUCCGUCCUCCUGAUGACGUUGCAGGUCCAGGGUGAGACCGAACCUAUUUUCGAACUCGUGCUUGCUCCUGAAUCACGUAUCCUUAGCGAGGGCCCAUCGUCCUACAUCGUACCCAACUACCAACCCGGUGCUUCCAAGAGCGAACAAGAAAGCUCCGGUUCGAUCAAGGUCACGCUCCCUUCGACGAUCGAUACCGUUUCACGCGAAACGUUCGAACAUGUCUUGUGGGGGAUGACGAGCUUUGCCUCCAGCUCUUCCGCUCCAUCAGGAGGAGCUCACCCUCCCGCGUAUUCACCUUCCAAUUACGGCACUGCCCCUUCGUCACCGACGCUCGGAGCGACGACCAUCACCCCUUCGACGAACGACCUGCGCUCGCAAUUGGUGCUCGUCGAUUCGAACGGCAACCUCGUCGGCACCUUGGCGGACAACGUCUCCCUACACGAAGACGCUUCCCUCGCACAAGAGCAACAAGGAGAGAACGAGAAGGAACCCGUCAUCGUCGAGGCUUCGGCUUUGACUUCGUCAUCCGGUACAAGUUCAGGAGCAACGACGCCGACCUCGGGUGGGGGUCAUCAUUUCGAUUUCUCCGUUCGACCACUUUCGGCCUUCAACCAAACGCCGAACCCGAGCAACUCGACCAUCAUCACCUGGGGUGAUUAUCUCUCCCAUGGCAUCAUCGUAGGAGGUGAUUUGGUCUCACGUACGCUCGAAUACGGCGCCGACACCCUCGUUUCCAGACGCGCGCCGACGAGCAAACCUUUGGUCUUUAGCGAGACGACCAAGAAUCGAAUGGGGCAGACGACCGCGUACAGUGGGCAAGUCGUCAAAGUGUCGAACAAGGCGGCCAAGAUGGUUGGUGAUGCGGCGGCCAGAGUCGGGGAUAGGAUCGGGAAAGCCACGGGGAUUCAGAGUAAGGAUAAACCCCACGCGAACUGAUGGGACCGUUGAGGGCUGAUCACGCUUCCCACCUCAAUUAUAUUCUCACCAGCUCAACCCUCCGGUAAAGCUCCCAAAGGUCUCAAAGGUCUCGUCAACAAAUCCUUGAUCGCCUUCAACACCGUCCUCGACGCGACCGAGACCACCGCCAAGCAACUCCUCGUGAGCGGCGGGCAAUCCUCGACCAAGGUCAUUCACCACACCUUGGGUAACGACGCGGCGCACGUUUCGGCUCAUGUGGGAGCGGGGGCGCAGAACGUUUUCUUGGUUUAUUUGGAUGCGAGAGGCGUAAGUAGGAGGGCGUUGAUGAAAGGAGUUGGCAAGGGGGCGUUGAGGUGCAAGAUGCAGGACGGAAGGGAGGUCGUUUUGACAGAUGAUAAAGGUCAGGCACCGAACGCGGAGCUGGGAAUGUCGCCGUCGCCGCCGACGACUUCGGAGAAAGGGGUUUCGAUUAAGCAAUGA